GUUUAAUAAGGGUAGCGCAAAUCGCCACGGAAAUUUGGUCCAGGCUGGGCUGUCUUGGUCAUUGGUCUGCCUAAUAAACACGGAUGCGAUCGACAAGACAACAAAGUCCCGCGAAGUGAGCUAGUGCCCAUUGCAUUGGGUUGGCUGCCGACUGAGAGCAAGGCAUCACUGAUGUGUGCGAUGAUUACCUGUAUGGACUACUACCAGACACAUGGAAUCGAUUUGAGACAAAGCAUCAGCGCUUUCAUGGUCGACGGAGGGGUUGGAGCAUUGUCGGCUUUAGCUCAGGUCUUCCCGAAACUGCCCUUGCGGAGAGAUUUGCGUCAUAUUCUUGUGAACUGCCGCGGAUUGAGCCCAGACAUUGCUCCAAUGGUGUUCCGAACGUACUUGGCAGGGGAGGUGAACUUUGCGGCCUUCCUGCCAACACGCUUGAGCUUUCACUUGUUCUGGGAGCAAAUCCUUGCAGAGCUGGCAGUCGCCAAAAGGUUCGCUCUCCUGACUUGGAUCCGAACAUGUCUCUUGAGUCUGCAGGAUGGCAUGUGGACGGCUGCGUGGCAAGGCGGCCUUUGCAGCUCAUGCGUCCCUGGAUACACUACUGCUUGCGGAAACCAAGGCUUGGAAAGAUUCAACUUGUCUAUGAAGCAAGGCUUGCCUGACAACUACUCUGCAAUGAGCCUCACUACAGUGGCGCCCCGGCUCGAAGCCGCAGUGCGUACAGUCUUCUGUCAGAAAGCUUGGGUUCAUGAAGAGUCCGAGGAGGUACGCGACUGGCAACCGGAGGCAGCUUAUGCCCAACCUUGCCGCGAACUGCUCUUUGGCUCGCCUCUCCAAUCUGACCGGCUCGCAUGGGAGGAAGACAGACAGAGAAAGCAACCGUCUGCUUUCAAGUUCUGGCAGCAGUGCCCUGCCAACUUCGUCGAGACACAGGAGCGUUGUGUCUGGAACGGGUGGAAAGCCAGUGGCUUCUUCACCUUCCACCAGGACUUGCCAAGCGAGGUCAUCGACGGCGACACUCAUGCUGCUUUCACUGCCUUACUCCGAGCGGAAGACCACGCGACGGCUUGGCAGGCGCUUGAGGCCUUGAGUUUACUGAAGAAAGACAACAGCUUUCCAGAUGGACGCUUGAAGCUGGCAAACUUCAGAGCCUUGAUGACGAAUUUGUGCGUGGUGUUCCCGCUCGUGAAGAAGCAGUUUGGUGUGCAAGCAGUUUGCACAUGCAUCACCUUCAUGAAGCUCGGUAGCUGCUGCCACGAACUCUUGGUGAGGUAUUUCCAAGGUGACUCCGCCAUCCGCAUGGCGCCCAUGUCUGCGAUGACUUCUUCCUCAAGCGCGACCUUGUUGGAGACAGAAGAUGAGCUGCGGACCUCCAAGCGGAAAGGGCGUCCACCCUCCUUGCCUUCCAGAAGCGCAUGGCUGACUAUGUCCAACUUGUGGAAACGUGUGGAGGCGCAGCGUGAGAAGAAACGAGAAGCCA
Molecule: messenger RNA, 1474 nt
Organism: Durusdinium trenchii
Lineage: Eukaryota; Dinophyceae; Suessiales; Symbiodiniaceae
Source: the annotation of a GenBank genome assembly